CAUUUAACUGAGCCUUUUAAUAGGCAGUCCCUCACCAACUUAGAAACUUCCCAGCAAGCAGAAAUCAAGAGAGCAGGAAAUAGGCACAUCUUAGGUCAGCACACUUGCAUGAACUGGUCUGUCUACAAGAAAAAAUCACCCAGAGCCAGAGAACCUGAUGGUCACUGACGCCAGGCCCCAUCUGGACGCUCCACCCCCACAGCCACCCCUCGUACCGUUGAGGAAGUGGAGGCGUGCAGCAUGCCCCAGAGCAGCCGAUGGUGCAGCCAGUGGGGAACUAGGGUUCGCAUCCAGUUCUGGUCCAUCUUUCCUCACAUUUCAAGGCAGUUUUUAAGAUUAUGUCCUUUACAACUAUUUACAAUUACAAUGAAAACUUUCUUUGUCAACUUUAUAUUUUUUAAUAUAUUUUUAUUUAUUUCUGAGAGGAAGAGAGAAACAUUGAUGUUUGGCUGCUUCCUGCAAGCCCCCUCUCCCCCACUUGGGGAUCAAGCCCGCAACCUGGGCAUCGAACUGUGACCUCCUUGUUUAUGGGUUGACACUCAACCAUUGAGCCACACUGGCUGGGCUGAUUAAUCCAUCUUGAUCAGUUUGCAGAUGAGGGUGCUGAGGACCAAGGAGGCUUAGUUGUUUUCCCAAAGUCAUACAGUUGGGCCCAGAACCCAGGUGUCCUUGCUUGCUCGCUCAUUCCUUUCAUUGCUUUGCUGGUCUCCACUGUGCUUUGAAGUCCCACCACCAGUUUUGAGGAAUGAGGAAGGAAGACAAAAGGGUCGCAAAACAGUUACUGAAUAACAAGGAUUUUGUUUAGGUAGUUGCUCCCUGCUCUAUAGCUCCAGCCUCAGUGGUCAGGUUGGGAGGCCAAGUCUUUUUUUAUUUUUUAAUUCUCACCCAAGGAUAUGUUUUUAUUGAUUUUUUAAAGAGAGAGGAAGGGAGAGAUGGAGAAACAUUGAUGUGAGAGAAACAUUGAUCAGUUGCCUCCCAUACUGAUCGAACCUGCAACCUAGGUAUGUGCCCUGACUAGGAAUCGAACCUGCAACCUUUUUGGUGUGUGGGACGACACUCCAACAGCCACCUGGCCAGGGUGGGAGGCCAAGUCUUAUGUGUGGCUAAGACCCAGAGUAAUUGGUUAGAGGACGCAACCUAAGGUUUUGAUGGCUGGGGAUUGUCCUUCUAGGUCUCCUCCCCUCCUUCCCCAUCACCUGGGAGUAAAUCUAAUCUUGGGGUCUUUGAGAGUCCGAUCUGGGCCAUCACCGUCUCAUAUAGUACGCCUUUUUCAGGUCACUUGAAUUUCAUCUGUUGGCCAUCAUAACAUACCAACGAAGGGUCCCCUUUAGAUCUAACGUCUUGUGCAUUCACACAGCAGCCCUGGGACCAAACUCGCCUCUCAGAGCCCCUCAGACCAGACGAGCUGGGGCUGAGCCAAGCCACUGGGGUCAUGGGCUCCUAAUGUGGCCUGAUUGGACACAGUGCAGUGAUAGCCACCUUACUGCAUGCUCAGUGGCGGGCUCUUGUGCUCAAACCUGAGGAGAGGGGCUGGACCACACUGAUGAUGAGGGAGACAGAUUUUUUAAUAAAAGAUUUGGUUAGUUUUAUCUUUCUGACCCCUGAUUUCCCUGUGAAUCAAACACAGUAAAGUUGGGAUGGAGUGGGGAUGACCAAACAGAAGUAGGCAGACCCAAGCAGACUGUGGUCAAAGACAACCCUAAACAGCAGGCCUGGCCCUAAAACAUGAACUAGAACAUAGAGCUGGGGACAGACCUAGAGGACCAGGGGGACCGGCGUUAAUAGAAAGGACACAGGCUGCAAUCCAGACACACCCGAGGCUGGGUCCCUGCUGACGUGGCAGCCCUCUGCCCUGGCCCCUUACUGCCCCCCGCCCCUCUCCCCCGCCUGCCAGCUGCCAACAGGGCUCUGCUCUGUGUCUGCCACACCUGUCACUGUCUGUCCUUGCCCAGGGGGGGGCCCCAUCAGCCCCUCCUCAGCUGCCCAGCAGAGCAAGCAGUUAGUGGGGAGGGGAGGGAACAUGGAGCGGGGGCCAGUGGUGGGGGCAGGGCUGGGGGCCAGGGCCCGAAUCCGGGCAUUGCUGGGCUGCCUGGUGAAGGUGCUGCUCUGGGUGGCCUCUGCCUUGCUGUAUUUUGGAAGUGAACAGGCUGCCCGCCUCCUGGGCAGCCCCUGCUUACGGCGCCUGUACCAUGCCUGGUUGGCAGCAGUGGUCAUCUUUGGGCCCCUUCUUCAGUUCCAUGUCAACCCUCGGACUAUCUUCGCCAGCCACGGAAACUUCUUCAACAUAAAGUUUGUGAAUUCCGCAUGGGGCUGGACAUGCACCUUCCUGGGGGGCUUCGUGUUGCUGGUGGUGUUCCUGGCUACACGGCGUGUGGCAGUGACUGCCCGGCACCUGAGCCGGCUGGUGGUGGGGGCAGCCGUGUGGCGGGGGGCUGGCCGGGCCUUCCUGCUCAUCGAGGACCUGACCGGCUCCUGCUUCGAGCCUCUGCCCCAGGGGCUGCUGCUCCAUGAGCUGCCUGACCGCCGCAGCUGCCUGGCAGCCGGCCACCAGUGGCGGGGCUACACGGUCUCCUCCCACACCUUCCUGCUCACCUUCUGCUGCCUGCUCAUGGCUGAGGAAGCGGCAGUGUUUGCCAAGUACCUGGCCCACGGGCUGCCCGCCGGUGCGCCCCUGCGCCUCGUCUUCCUGCUCAACGUGCUGUUGCUGGGCCUCUGGAACUUCUUGCUGCUCUGCACUGUCAUCUAUUUCCACCAGUACACUCACAAGGUGGUGGGCGCCGCAGUGGGCACCUUUGCCUGGUACCUCACCUACGGCAGCUGGUAUCAUCAGCCCUGGUCUCCAGGGAGCCCUGGUCAUGGGCUCUUCCCUCGCCCCCACUCCAGCCGCAAGCGUAACUGAAAGAAAGAAAGGCACGUCUGGCCUGG
This is a messenger RNA of Myotis daubentonii (Daubenton's bat), 2925 nucleotides long. It is a transcript of the gene FITM1, whose product is annotated as fat storage inducing transmembrane protein 1. The record is from RefSeq and is a predicted model, not a curated record. NCBI's taxonomy places the organism in Eukaryota, Metazoa, Chordata, Mammalia, Chiroptera, Vespertilionidae. Gene Ontology annotation, biological process: phospholipid biosynthetic process; lipid droplet organization; lipid storage. Gene Ontology annotation, molecular function: coenzyme A diphosphatase activity. Gene Ontology annotation, cellular component: endoplasmic reticulum membrane.